CUUGGUCGGGACAAGGUUGGCAUUGAUCAUGGAAAUCAAAAGGCCUGUAACGGGGACGAGGCAAACAUUGAAGAGGAGAUUGACCACCAAAGUUUCCGAAACAAUUCGUCAGGCCAGGCAGCAAGCGCGAUGUGCGCUACACUCUAGCAACAACUUCUUCACGGUAGCUUCGCAGGGCGUGCUGGGCGUAAUCAUCGGUGUUGGCUUCCAUUGGACAUACAUCGAAUUUGACAAGGCAACCAUAGGGGCCAGCGAUUCCUCGGGGUCGGACGCAACUUUUAUGAGACAGUAUGGAACGAGCAAGCCGGUCAUCAUGAGCUGGAUUGGAUGCUGUUUCUCAUUUCCAAUCAGACGAAGACAACACAAUUCGUGACAUGUAUGAUGCUGGACCCUGGAUAUUUUGUCAUGGCGUAACUUGAAGAUAUAUUGACGAAUGUGCCUUAUGAUGAUGCAUUCAGAGUAUUCCU
This is a messenger RNA of Fomitopsis serialis, 467 nucleotides long. RefSeq lists its product as uncharacterized. The record is from RefSeq and is a predicted model, not a curated record. The transcript has 4 exons. NCBI's taxonomy places the organism in Eukaryota, Fungi, Basidiomycota, Agaricomycetes, Polyporales, Fomitopsidaceae. The coding region runs from base 29 to 373 and encodes 114 amino acids.